Molecule: messenger RNA, 750 nt
Organism: Rosa rugosa (rugosa rose)
Lineage: Eukaryota; Viridiplantae; Streptophyta; Magnoliopsida; Rosales; Rosaceae
Exons: 5
Coding region: 1-750 (249 amino acids)
Source: RefSeq, a predicted model, not a curated record
AUGUAUAGAGUUGUUGCAUCUAUCUCUCUCUCUCUCUCGUUGUCAUCGAAUCCCAAAUCCCCAACUGCUGCAUUCAGUGCCCGGAAGCCUCCUCCACGACUGACCCAUCAUCAAGGAUGGCAAGCUCUACCUCAUCUCAGCUCACGAACAGCUCUUGAAAAGCCGACCGGGGCUUUAGCUCUCUCUGUCUCCCAAAACCACAGAACUCGCCGAGUCGACUCGGACCCCAAAACCGGCCUCCGACUCGGUCCUCCCGAAGCCAUGCAAGUGCUCUCCAACACUCGCAGGCUCUCCAGAGUCCUCAAAUCUCCAAUCUUCAUCUUCUCCGAACGACUCCUCGCUCCCGACGCGCCCCUCGCCGAAGCUCCACGCGCUCGUCUCCAAUGGCGGAAGCUCCUCACCACUCUCUCUCCCCAACCCUCUGGCAUUACUCGAGGUUGUUGUCUUUCGCCGACGGAGCAACACUCGAUGAUGAUUUCGCUUACAGAACGAAAAGAAAACCACUCGAUUGACUCCACCCGGGUCCGUCGAUUACAGUCCGGCCGUUCCUCUCUCGGCGAGUUCGUCGCCGUCGCUUCUUACGGCUCUCGUCCCUGGGACGGCGAGUUUCACCGUUUUGAUGAACUGAUAGGGGGUUGUGGACACGAUGAUCAAUCAGAGAAUUUUCUCUCAUUGGCUACAUUCUGUCACUUCUGUGUCGUAGAAGUGAAGGUUGCUAUUCGAAGACUAUCCAUGACUUGGUUGGAAUGA